AUGGAAUCUAAAGUCUCUGAAGGUGGUCUGAAUGUGACACUCACCAUCAGAUUAUUGAUGCAUGGAAAGAGUGGAGCACGAAUCAAUAUCUCAGAAGGAAACUGUCCAGAAAGGAUUGUGACCAUUACAGGCCCUACUGAUGCCAUCUUCAAAGCGUUUGCAAUGAUUGCUUACAAAUUUGAAGAGGAUAUAAUCAACUCAAUGAGUAACAGCACAGCUACAAGUAAGCCACCAGUUACAUUAAGGUUGGUUGUACCAGCAAGCCAGUGUGGAUCAUUAAUAGGCAAAGGAGGCUCCAAGAUUAAAGAAAUCAGAGAGUCCACAGGUGCUCAGGUUCAGGUGGCAGGGGAUAUGCUGCCCAACUCUACAGAAAGGGCAGUGACCAUCUCAGGGACCCCCGAUGCAAUUAUCCAAUGCGUCAAACAGAUCUGUGUGGUGAUGCUGGAGUCCCCACCGAAAGGUGCCACCAUCCCCUAUCGCCCAAAGCCUGCCUCCACCCCUGUCAUUUUUGCAGGUGGUCAGGCCUAUACAAUUCAAGGACAAUAUGCAAUUCCACAUCCAGAUUUGACCAAGCUCCACCAGUUGGCUAUGCAGCAAACCCCCUUUACUCCCCUUGGACAGACCACCCCUGCUUUCCCUGGUUUGGAUGCCAAUCCCCCGGCCAGUACUCAUGAACUCACCAUUCCCAAUGAUUUAAUAGGCUGCAUAAUUGGACGCCAAGGGACCAAAAUUAAUGAAAUCAGGCAGAUGUCUGGAGCCCAGAUCAAAAUCGCCAAUGCCACAGAAGGCUCAUCAGAGCGUCAGAUCACCAUCACAGGAACCCCAGCUAACAUCAGCCUUGCUCAAUACCUCAUCAAUGCCAGGCUGACGUCUGAGGUCACUGGAAUGGGCGCACUCUAAUUUGUCUCUUGUCAUCUUUAAUUCUACAUCACCUGACUCCAUCAAGUUAAUUAUCCUUCAUUCAGCUUGUACAGUCUGCAUAUUUACUACUUCACAUGCCUGUUUUAACUCUUAGGAUAUUUUUCUUCAAAAAAGGAAUGUGUGCAUGCACAUCCACACUCACACGCUCAUGUUGAUAAACGUCUUUCCAUUUUGCGCUCCUGGUUUUCUUCUUAAAAUUUAAUUUAUGCUCCAGGCCAGUCUGUGUUUCAGUUGUAAAGUGCAUAUUAAUCUAAAUAGAUUUUGCUUGGAUUUUCUUUCAUUAAUUCUUCAGAGAAGGCAUUCUCUUAGCCAGAGUUUAAAUGGACCUUGUUACCUUAACUCUCUCAGCUUUUUUUCAGUACCUGCAGUAAUUCUGAGACUGAGCCUCCUUUAGAGCAAGAGUUGCUUUGAAAUAGAUAUUCAGUUAUGUCGUUAUUCUCUUGCUUUCUAACCUUAUGGGUUCCUGCUCAUCCUUAAAAGUACCCUUUGAAUCUGGCAUGGUUUCUCCCAUUAAGCAGAGCAGGCAAGAGCCAGUGAGCAUUAGCAGCCAAUCUCACUGGUUCCCUGGUGCUUCCUGCUGCUUUGCAGUGGCAUAGCCAGAAGAAGCCCUUCUCAUAAUCUACCAGAAUCAACAAGGGGGGUGGGGGAGAAAAACCUUUUCCUGAAAUGUGGAAAACAGAGAGCAUGAAACUAAAUUAAAUUCAAAGUGUGGCAGGAACUGCUGAAAACAGUCACCCACCGACUUUUGGACUUAGGUUAGGAACGCUCCAGUUUCUGUGAGCCAGCUGUGUUUGCCAUUGUUUAAAUUCAAUA
Molecule: messenger RNA, 1734 nt
Organism: Thamnophis sirtalis
Lineage: Eukaryota; Metazoa; Chordata; Lepidosauria; Squamata; Natricidae
Source: RefSeq, a predicted model, not a curated record